CAACUCGAUCUUCUUGGCAAAGUCGACAGCUGUCAUUAUAAGGUUUUGGUGAUAGUUAAAGUAUAUUCUAUCUACAAUAAAUAAUAAGUACAAUAAUAUUAAUAUAAAAGACAUUUCGAUUUGUGAAAAACAUACAUAAGUUAUAAAAUGGCUUUCUACUGUGCCAGACUUAGUGCGAAGCCUAUUCUUGCUAGCUUGGGGAGAUUGCCCCUUACAUUGAAAUCCGCUCACUAUGCCCAAGCAGCGGCAGUUCCAAAAGUGAAUUUCAAAAAAUACGAACCUCCUAAACCUGAACAUUAUGACGAUAAAAAUGCCCGCCUCAAACGUCCAUUGUCUCCUCACCUUACAAUCUACGCGCCCCAGCUGACGACUUUGCUAUCCGUUUCGCAUCGAGCUGCAGGUAUUAUACUAUCCGGUUAUGCCAGUGUUUUGGGUAUUGGAGCAUUGGUAUUGCCUAAUGAUGUAUCCCACUACAUCAUGAUGAUUGAAGGUCUUAAUCUAUCUCCAGCAACUAUUUUCCUUGCCAAGUUUCUGAUAGCUGCUCCAUUUGGAUAUCAUUUUGCCAACGGUAUAAGGCAUUUGUACUGGGAUACUGCUAAAGGAUUGUCAAUCAAGGAAGUUUACUCAACUGGAUAUAUUAUGCUUGCGACUGCUGCUGUUAUUACAUUGUUCCUUGCUGCAUUGUAAGUGUUCAUGAAAGUAGGGUAGUAAGAAAAAAUGUUAUUUAUUUGUUUUGAAUAUAAGUAUUAAACAUUAUUAUAUCAGACUUUAUUUUA
Molecule: messenger RNA, 776 nt
Organism: Papilio machaon (common yellow swallowtail)
Lineage: Eukaryota; Metazoa; Arthropoda; Insecta; Lepidoptera; Papilionidae
Product: succinate dehydrogenase cytochrome b560 subunit, mitochondrial
Exons: 3
Coding region: 148-687 (179 amino acids)
Biological process (GO): mitochondrial electron transport, succinate to ubiquinone; tricarboxylic acid cycle
Cellular component (GO): membrane
Molecular function (GO): succinate dehydrogenase activity; electron transfer activity
Source: RefSeq, a predicted model, not a curated record